AUGGAGAGGAGAGGAGACAGCGCCUCUUACACGCGGCCGCGGCUCCAGCUCUUGCACUCAGGCGCCGGGAGCAUCACCGCGCGCUGGGCACGCUCGGGCGGCGCUCAGGGGCCCCGCGGGCUGCGGCAGGGACGGCCGAGCGUCCUCUCCCUUUCCGCCUUUCGCCCGAGCACCCCGCGAGCUCCCCGAGGACCGCUCCUGCCGGGCGAGCCCCUCGGCGCUCUUCCGUGCGGGGAGGCGGCCCGGGGAGGCGCGCGGCCGGGGAGGCGCCCGACUGCCCGUCCGAGCCCCGGGUCUCCGCCGCCCCGUCCGCCCGCAGGGGACUCCGUGAUCCAGCUCAAGGGCCUGUGCUACUUCACCAACGGGACGCAGCGCGUGCGGGGUGUGGACAGAUACAUCUACAACCAGGAGGAGUUCGUGCGCUUCGACAGCGACGUGGGCGAGUUCCGCGCGGUGGCCGAGUGGGGGCGGCCGUAUGCCGAGUACUUCAACAGCCAGAAGGAGUUCAUGGAGCAGAAGCGGGCCGAGACGGACACGGUGUGCAGACACAACUACGAGGGGCCGGAUGCCAGCACCUCCCUGCGGCGGCUCGAGCAGCCCAAGGUGGCCAUCUCCCUGUCCAGGACCGAGGCCCUCAACCACCACAACCUGCUGGUCUGCUCCGUGACAGAUUUCUACCCAGCCCAGGUCAAAGUGCGCUGGUUCCGGAACGGCCAGGAGGAGACCUCGGGGGUUGUGUCCACGCAGCUUAUUAAGAACGGGGACUGGACCUACCAGGUCCUGGUCAUGCUGGAGAUGACCCCUCAGCGGGGAGACGUCUACACCUGCCAAGUGGAGCACCGCAGCCUGCAGAGCCCCGUCACCGUGGAGUGGAGGGCGCAGUCUGAGUCUGCCCAGGGCAAGAUGCUGAGUGGCAUCGGGGGCUUCGUGCUCGGGCUGAUCUUCCUCGGCUUGGGCCUUUUCUUCCGUCACAGGAGUCAGAAAGGGGCUCGAGGGCCUCCUCCAGCAGGGCUCCUACAAUGACUCUGACAGUGAGUUGACUGUCACACUGUAAGGCCUGAAUGUCCCCAAGUACCUGUCUGUGCCAGCCUGCCUGCCACGCUCUGAUUUGGAGUCCAGCAGACUGCCAGUGUACCCAGCUCAGCUCUUGUGAUCCCGAGUCCCCAAGGCUCUGUCUUUGGCUCUGCCCUGAGCCGAUUCUAGAGACUCUGUCUAUGUACUGUGACUCUGCCCAUGGCUCAGACCCCAGGCUUCUGUCUCCAUUGUCCCACACAGGCUGCUGAAGAGAUGUGCUGAAACCAGUCGCCCCUUUUUCAUGAUUAAACACAUUCUGAACCA
Messenger RNA from Psammomys obesus (fat sand rat), 1338 nucleotides. Its product is annotated as rano class II histocompatibility antigen, A beta chain-like. Lineage: Eukaryota; Metazoa; Chordata; Mammalia; Rodentia; Muridae. Gene Ontology annotation, cellular component: membrane; MHC class II protein complex. Gene Ontology annotation, biological process: antigen processing and presentation of exogenous peptide antigen via MHC class II; immune response; immunoglobulin production involved in immunoglobulin-mediated immune response. The transcript is spliced from 5 exons. Gene Ontology annotation, molecular function: MHC class II protein complex binding. The record is from RefSeq and is a predicted model, not a curated record. The coding region runs from base 1 to 1023 and encodes 340 amino acids.